UCCUCUACUUUAUGUUAUUUAUUCUAAAUAUCCCGCCAAGUAAUGGGAUUUCAUGGAGCAGUUGUGAUUGGACGAUCAAGAAAAGAGGGCGGGCUUUAUAGGUCACCUGCUCAACGUCGCGCACCAAGUUCAAGGCGCUUGUUUCCGUUCGCCUACUCACUCACCCGCCUGAAUACGCGGUCAGGAAAAGUGUUGCUCCAAUGGCCGCGACAGGGACAAAGAGGAAGAAAACUGCAGCAACAAAUGUUAGGAUGGCGAACACUGCAGCUGCAGCAAUGGAUGACAAUCAUGACGAUGCUGGAGGGACAAUUGACUCGUCCUCUGAUGAUGCAUCAUGCUCCUCCGACUCCUCUUUGUCCUCUUCAUUUUCUGAGUCAUCGUCAUCAAGCUCUUCAUCCUCAUCAACCGAUUCAGACAAUGAAAGAAAAUCCAAGAAAAGAAGCGAGAAGAAAAAGAGGGGCCACCACCAUAAGAAAGACAAGAGGGACUACCACCACAAGAAGAACAAGAAGGAAAAGAAGAAGAUGAAAGGGAAGAGAAAGUGCCAAUAUAGCAGACAGAGAGCACGUCAUCCCAAAGAGGCCAUCAAGAGGUACCAGAAAGUCCUUAAGGCAUACAAGAAGGGAAGAAAGCUGAGUGCAGCAUACAGAAUGGUCGGUGUCGACCCAGACACCGUCGUUGCCAGUGCCCCAAUGUGUGAGCUGUAUGUGGUACAGAGAGCUGCUGGGUGCUUACACACCACAGCAACAACUGCAAGACUUUGCAAAACAAUGUUUGGAAGUUUUGAUCAAUGAUCCAGACCUUUUGAGGGAUGUUGAAAAUCAGAAGAAAAAAGGGAAACUGAUUCCUCUGUGUAAGAGAGCUUAGGGGUAACUUCCCCAGGGCCAGGUUGGUCAUUUAGAGAUGGGAUGGUGCCCGAGAGCAGUGGUUCUCAACUUUUGUUUUGUUGUUUGUGACUUUAGUUUGACUGUUAGAAGUUAAUGAGUUUAAAUAUAUCCACGAAUGAUGUCAUCAGGGGACACAGAAUCCUUGUGUGUGAUAUCACUGGAGCACAUAUUCAACUCAUUAAA
Myripristis murdjan (pinecone soldierfish) is the source of this 1070-nucleotide messenger RNA. Its product is annotated as ADP-ribosylation factor-like protein 6-interacting protein 4. The record is from RefSeq and is a predicted model, not a curated record. The transcript has 3 exons. NCBI's taxonomy places the organism in Eukaryota, Metazoa, Chordata, Actinopteri, Holocentriformes, Holocentridae. Gene Ontology annotation, cellular component: nucleoplasm. Bases 201 to 794 code for a protein of 197 amino acids.